CCGCGUCAGUGUGUGCAGUUGACUUACAGCGGGGCUGUGAGGAGAACUGACGCGAUCCGCUGCUUUUUCUUUAUAUUUUCUAUUUUUUUCGACACUAAACAAUUAAUUUUAAGGGUUUAAAACUUUCACCUAUUCUUUCUAUUAUUUCGACAGUCGUGUGAAUAAUUUCUCGUGGUAAAGUUUUCGACCCUAGACGGGUUGAAGUUAUAUUUGAGAGGAGUUUUUUUUUAAGGCUGGGCCUUUUUUAAGCUCGGUUGGAGAGCGACUUUGGCGUUUUUCCCCCCUGUUGGUUUGAUAAAUGCUAUUUACCAAGAUGGACCUGUUGAACUAUCAGUACUUGGACAAAAUGAACAACAACAUUGGCAUUUUAUGCUACGACGGCGAGGCAGCGCUGCGUGGAGAGUCCAGAAUGCAGCCAGUAUCUUCUCCAGUCAAUAACCACAGGACAGCUCCUCCUCCCAUCAGCCCCAGCAAGCGGAAACACAGCAUUGACCUGAACGAUGACAGCAUGGACCCCAACAAUGAGCACAUGGCCAAGAUGAGCCGCCUGUUCGCUACACACCUAGGAAAGCCCACAAAUGGUGAUUACCGCAGGGAGCCUCGUGAACGGAGCCGCAGCCCCAUUGAGCGCCUGCACGCCGCCCACCUUUACACACACAUGCCAAACCUGGCCAUGGAGCAGCCACUCGCACUCACCAAAAACAGCCCCAAGGUCCCCACCUCACCGAGCGCCAGUCCCAUUGAGCGGCAGCAGAAUCGGCCCUCGGUGAUCACAUGUGCCCCUGCGAACAACCGUAACUGUAACCUCUCUCACUGCACUGUCUCUCACAACGGCUGCUCGCCUUCAAACUACAGGAGACCUUCUAACUCAAAUGCAGCAUGUGACCCUGUGAUCGAGGAGCAUUUCCGCCGCAGCCUUGGGAAAAACUACAGAGAGCCGGAGCCAGUCACCAACUCUGUGUCCAUCACCGGGUCUGUGGACGAUCACUUCACCAAGGCGCUGGGAGAAACCUGGCUCCAAAUCAAAGCUAAGGGAAGCUCCACUGGAAGCCCCGACUCAUCACCUACGGCUCACAUGGUCAACAUCAAUCACUCUCCAUCCUUAGUUUCCUGAAAUAGAGGACCAGCUGUGCAUCCCGCUCUCCUCCCAAACUGCUUCCUCUCAAAGUGACCGUGCAUGAUUCAGCUUCGCUUUGGGCGUCAGCAUAUAGCCGUGUACAUAAACUGACAGGUUUCUCAUUUGUUUGUUUGUUUUCUUUUCUUUUUUAAAAAGUUAGCUUGGAGGCCCACAAGAAAAAAGAAUGAGGAAAAAGGAUGUGAUUUUGGUUUUGAGGAGAGUCAGCUAGCAUCCUAACCACCUGCCUCAGAUACCAAAGAAACCUCUGAUGCAAAGUCAUUGUCCAGUUUUCUUACUUCACACCUGAACACUCUGGUUGUCUCGCACCAUAUUUUAUACCUGUAGUGUUUUUAAAUAGCCAGACAUCUUUUCAAGGAUGAUCUCUCUGUUUGUACACUUGGGAAAGAGGCGAGAUGCCAUGAGGGUUUAUGUUUCUACUAAAAUUUCUGAAUACCUUUAAGAAAGGCAAUUUUUGUUUGUUUGUUAGUUUUUUUUAAUCGAGACAUCCUAAUCCUGAGAAGAGAUUUUGAUUAGUAAAACUGCCACCAGCUCUCCCCUCUCAUGCUGCCUUGUUUUUCUAUGCGGAACCUUGACGGAAAGUCUUUUGCACUAUUAACUAUUAAGUGACUCUUUUGGGCGGCACAGUGGUGUAGUGGUUAGCACUGUCGCCUUGCAACUCCAGGGUCCAGGUUC
This is a messenger RNA of Clarias gariepinus (North African catfish), 1810 nucleotides long. RefSeq names its product vestigial-like family member 4b (gene vgll4b). Gene Ontology annotation, biological process: negative regulation of DNA-templated transcription. Gene Ontology annotation, molecular function: transcription coactivator binding. NCBI's taxonomy places the organism in Eukaryota, Metazoa, Chordata, Actinopteri, Siluriformes, Clariidae. Bases 299 to 1114 code for a protein of 271 amino acids. The transcript is spliced from 5 exons. The record is from RefSeq and is a predicted model, not a curated record.